GACCCUGAAUCUCAUCAUUUCGCCGCCGACACUCGGACAACCGUGUCUGGGCCUCUGCGGAGAUUGACAAGUCUUAAAACACCACAACAUGCCUCACUUUCACUUGCCCCCUUAAGUUCUUCUCCAAACUCAUGAGAGCUCACAAACCGCCAUCAUGAUCGCUCCUUACUGCGCCUGGACCCGUGUCGGCUUGAGGCGCAUUCCGAACGCCCCUUCCCCUCGGAACAGCAAUCCCGGCACCUUCGAACGCGCACGCAACAACGUCCACCCCUCGAAUGUCGUCCGUAGACCGCAUGUCUCGAAGCCGAACACAGCAGGCAGAGUGGCGGAGAAUGCGCAGACGAUUCCUGGGCCAAGCUGGCUUUGGCUCCAACCCAUUGUCGGACCCUUCCGCGCAUACGGUCGCGUACAACAAAGGAGGCCAUACAGGACACAACUCAUAUCUUCGCUCGUCAUAUACUUCAUCGGCGACCUCGUUGCGCAAAGUAUUGCGCCCGAAGAAACUCAGAAAGUGGCAGAAAAUGCGGACGAGAAGGGCUGGGUUCAAGAAUGGAGCGACGGCCGUGACUGGGCUCGGACAGGGCGAGCGCUGGUAAUUGGAGGACUCAGCUCUAUCCCAUCGUACAAGUGGUUCAUGUGGCUGUCAAACAACUUCAACUACAGCUCCAAGAUACUGUCGCUCUCGACAAAGGUCUUCAUAAACCAGGCCUUCUUCACACCAUUAUUCAACUCCUACUUCUUCGGCAUGCAGUCGCUUCUAUCCGGCGCUACGAUACCCGAAAUUGUCGAACGCAUCAAGAACACAGUGCCAACAAGUUGGAUCAACAGCUGCAAAGUCUGGCCGAUGGUCACGGCAUUCAGUUUCACAUACAUCCCCAUAGAAUACAGAAGCAUAUUUGGUGGUGUCAUUGCCAUUGGGUGGCAGACAUACCUAAGCCUGCUAAACACAAGAGCCGCGGCAAAGGAGGGGAAGGAGAAUCUAGCGACACUCGACGCACCCGUAGUCGUCCGAACAAAUCACGCUAGAGUCGAGCAUGGGAUGUUCGGGCAGAAGUGCGCUGCGUAGACCACGGUUACUACGAAACCACCUCGGAAGUCCUGUUGCUUCGUGUUGCACAAGGCGGCCCACCAUACGACUAUUGUCGAAACAUUCGUUUGCUGAACCCACAGCGACCUCUAUUUCCUUUGUUUGA
Messenger RNA from Alternaria rosae, 1193 nucleotides. RefSeq lists its product as uncharacterized. The record is from RefSeq and is a predicted model, not a curated record. The transcript has 2 exons. NCBI's taxonomy places the organism in Eukaryota, Fungi, Ascomycota, Dothideomycetes, Pleosporales, Pleosporaceae. Bases 155 to 1066 code for a protein of 303 amino acids. Gene Ontology annotation, cellular component: cytoplasm; mitochondrion; membrane.